AUGCCGCACGGGACGUCUUUCUCCCCCAUCCUCCCCCACGCCAGUGCCGUGAUCACCGGCUCUUUCCUCUCCGGAACCAUGAUGGGGCUGUCCCUCAUCACCGUCCCGGUCUUGCUGGAGACGGCGACACAGCCCUCCUACUUGUUGCAACACUUCGUGCGUCUCUACGACGUGGGGCAUAAGAUGAUGCCCGGGCUGGCGGUCACGACCUGCUUCUUCUACGGGAUUGCGGCCGCCGGCCAGCGGGCGAGUGCCCGGUCGGCGCUGCCGCAGCUCGUGGCGGGGCUCACCACCAUCGCCAUCGUGCCUUUUACGUGGCUAGUCAUGACCCCAACCAACGACGCCCUGUUUCAGCUGCAGGCGGACGCGGGGGCAGCCAGACUGGGGGAGGUGCGGCAACUGCUCGUCCGCUGGGGGUGGUUGCACGCUAUGCGCUCCUGCUUUCCCUUGAUGGGGGCUGUUCUGGGGCUACGAUAUUUGCUUCGAGAAUUAGGCUGGUGA
This is a messenger RNA of Aspergillus homomorphus CBS 101889, 501 nucleotides long. It is a transcript of the gene tpcL, whose product is annotated as anthrone oxygenase tpcL. The record is from RefSeq and is a predicted model, not a curated record. NCBI's taxonomy places the organism in Eukaryota, Fungi, Ascomycota, Eurotiomycetes, Eurotiales, Aspergillaceae. The coding region runs from base 1 to 501 and encodes 166 amino acids. The transcript is spliced from 2 exons.